Molecule: messenger RNA, 5052 nt
Organism: Seriola dumerili (greater amberjack)
Lineage: Eukaryota; Metazoa; Chordata; Actinopteri; Carangiformes; Carangidae
Gene: synpo2la
Product: synaptopodin 2-like protein
Exons: 4
Coding region: 202-3816 (1204 amino acids)
Biological process (GO): positive regulation of actin filament bundle assembly
Cellular component (GO): actin cytoskeleton; nucleus; Z disc
Molecular function (GO): actin binding
Source: RefSeq, a predicted model, not a curated record
CUGGACUCAGAGAGAAGUCAGCACCCAGACAGUGUGGCAGGCAAAGAGUAGGUCAGAGCUCUCUGAGGGGGCCCUGACCGCUGACCAUGGGGCCAAUGCACUGAGGGCCCCCCAGACAAAAUAUAAAAACCAAAGAGGAGUGGAAAAUAAUCAAGAAUACGAAGAAAAGCUUAGAAAAAAAAAGACUGACAGAGAAGAACAAUGGUUGCGGAGGAAGUGAUAAUUACAUUGUCCGGUGGAGCGCCAUGGGGGUUUCGUCUCCAGGGAGGUGUGGAACAUCAGAAGCCACUCCAAGUGGCGAAGGUGCGUAAACGCAGUAAAGCAUGCAGGGCUGGGCUGCGGGAGGCUGAUGAGCUGGUCUCCAUCAACGAACAGCCAUGUGGAACGCUAUCCCAUGCCCAAGCCAUGAACCUCAUCGACAGCUCCUCUGGGAUAUUGCACAUCCGGGUCAAAAGGGCGCCUGCUGGUUUUCAGUCUGUGGUGCUUGUGACCCGUGCCCCAUCUCCCCGUAUAGACAAAGAGUACCGUGCUGCUCUGCGUGCCAUGUCACCCGCCCAUUCCCACCAUGCACCUGUCCGUGAGGUCCACCGUAGCCGCUCCUCUAUAACCAGUGGCUUGACAUCUCCACCUGGUAGCGAGGCUUACUACGGUGAGACUGACAGUGAUGCAGACGUGGCGGGCUAUGAGAGGCAGCGCCGACAGAAACGCCGCAGCCCCAGCAACUCUAACCCUGGGAAACCGACAGGACGAGCCUCCCCUGAGGGCGGGGAAACAUCAGAGAUGAGUGGCUAUGACAGUGCUCCAGAUGCACACGUUUACCCCUCUUUGUUGGAUGCACGUGGGGGAGACGGAGAUGGAGGAGGGGGGCUACCGGGGGUGGCAAGGAGGGAGGUGAUAUAUCAGCCUCCUGGUCCAGGAAUGUGGUCCUCCCAGACAUCCACUGAGACCUCCUCCAUCAUCUCCUCAGCAGAUGACCAGGGGCCACGGGAUGGGGGGCAAGAGGAGGACAGUGGCUUUCUAGAGCCAGCCAAUGUGCCACUGGUAUCCCCUGAGAGGGCAAAGGAGGCCUUGAUGCUGGGCUCCCGCAGCCAGCUUGUGCCCAUGGUGGGUCCUGUGAAUAAACCCAUCGACGAGGAGCUUACAACAACCUACAUGGAAAAAGCCAAGCAAGCCAAACUGAACAGAGGAGACACAGUGCAAGACAAGAAUGUAAAGGAAGCCAAAAGCAAGUGUCGAACAAUUGCAUCCCUGCUGACUGAUGCUCCCAACCCUCACUCCAAGGGGGUACUGAUGUUCAAGAAGAGGCGGCAGCGCUCUAAGAAGUACACCCUCACCAGCUUUGGUAGUGUGGAUGAGGACACGUGUCGGGACUCACAAGAGGAGGAUGGGGUAUUCCCUGGAAGCGAGUCAGAGUUUGAUGAAGAUGGCUUCUCAGCAGUUCCUGACCCAACUUGGGAUAGUGACUACUUGGAUAUGCUGGAGAAGAGGGCAACUGCAGGAAGUGAAGGUCGUGGGGAUGGGGCAGAGGACGCUCCAAGUCCAGGGUUGAGUGACACUACAGGCAAGGGUGCCCAAUUGUUUGAGCAGCAAAGAAAGAGAGCUGCUGAGCAUGCCAAAAAGGUGGAGGCAGCACAGCCACAGGCUCAUCCACAGUCUCAAGUCCAAGAGCAGGCUCAGUUGUACCAGAUGCAUGCAGAAAUACAACCACAGAUGCAACCAAACCUCCAACCACAGCAGAUUAUGCCACCUGGGCCUACAACGCUACAGCAAGAACUCUCCCAGGGUCCAGGUCUAGUUGCUGUUGGUACCCAUGGGGUGUCUAAUGGGGAUCUAUCCUACUCUGCAGUUAGCACAGCUAGCAUGGUGAUGUCACCUCCACCUGUGGCACCCAAACCAGCCACUGCUUCAGUGACUAUUCUGACCAGUCCUGCACCAUCAGCUGAAACACCAUUACCUGAGCUACCUGCUAGUAAUGUUCUAAACAGAACGGCACGUCCUUUCACUCCUGGCUUCAUCAGCAUCCGAGCUGCAACUGCCCCUGUAACGUUCCGACCAUCCGUCACAAAAACGACCCAGCGUCCUGCCUCAGCAGCUGUUUUGCCACCACCUUUCUCCACUGCCUCUGAACAAGCCAUUAAUGCUACAUCAGUAACAUCACACUUACCCCCUGGUCCUCCAUUAGUCCUCUCCCCACCAUCCACUAUACCUCAAGGCCCCUUGGCUCCGACACCAGAAGCUCCAGUUACCUUUCAUCCUCCAGCAAUCUCUACCUCUGUAGAAACAAUACAGCCAGCAUCAUCAAUAACUACUGUUCAUCAGGCUCCAUUUGCAACUGUGCCCCCAGUGUCUAUGUCAUCCAUACCAUCUCCACAAGCACCAAUGGUUCAAGUCCCUGUUCCUCCUGUAUCCCAAAUUCCUGGUUCAGCUGACCCAGUUGCCCCAGUGUCUCCACUUCAAGUGCCAGUUUCUCACCCGCCUCAACCACAAUUUUCCAUGGCACCUGUAGCUCAAGUGUCAGUGGUCUCCCAGCCAGAAGCUGUAGCUCCAACCCCUGUUCCUGGUCCAACAGGUCGCACAGGAAUCUUGCUCGAGGCUCGACGGCGUAGUGGCAAAGUCAAAUCUAUGUUCAAUGUGCCAGAUGUCAAAAAGAACUCCCCCAAUCCUGAGCUACUGUCUAUGGUGCAGAAUCUGGAUGACAGGUCCACCCGAUACAAAUAUGGCCAACCACCCGCUGAGGCUAACUAUGAUGUUGCAGAGGAAGAGAGGAGUGGUGAGGCUGGCAUGGGGAGGGUGCCUCCUCCAGUGGCACCCAAGCCUCGUGUCAUCCACGAAGUCCCACAGAUUAUUCAAGCAGGGGGUAAGGGGGCCCAGCUGUUUGCCCGCAGGCAGAGCCGCAUGGGUAUGUAUGUAGUGGACACCCCAUCUGAGACCCCAUACCAGCAAGAAAUGGCUUUGCAUAAUGCAGCCCAGCCCCUUGACUCUUCCCUCAAUCCUUCCCUUCCCUCUCAGUGGAAAUACUCCCCGAAUGUUCGUGCCCCUCCACCCAUUGGGUACAAUCCACUACUGGCUCCCUCAAUCCCUACAGGGCCUCAGAGAGAUGCAAGCAAGCCAGACAGUAGGGGCAGUGGAGGCUCCCAAAGAGAGGGCAUCAAAGCUCUGGAUUUCAUGAGAAGGCAGCCCUACCAGCUCAACUCUGCCAUGUUCAACUAUGGGGGAAGUGCUACUAAUCUAUCAGCCAUGCCUUCUUACCAGGCCCAGAGGCAUCAGCAGGGUCAUUACUCAGCAACAAUGGUGGGAAGUUCAUUAACCCCGCCUAAACAGGUCCCCCUCAAAACAGCCCGUGUCUAUGAGAUCAAGCGAUUCUCCACACCAACACCCAUGUCAGCUCCCACUUUGGCUCCCAAAGUCAUUGCACCUCGCUCAGCCACAACCCUUGGAGAACGUUUGACUCACUCCAUGACCUCCCCACCUCCUGUCCAUUUCACUCCCUGCCCGGCCCCUCUCCUAACACCAGCAGUAGUCAGUGCCCCAACCCCAGUUUCACCUCCCUCCCAACCAGCUGGACUGCCCAGCCUCCCAAAAUUCUCUGCCACCCCUAUUCCAAACCCAGUGCCCCCUGCAGUCCCUACCCCUUACACUCCAGUAUCCUACACUACUGGCCUCCAGACAGCCAAGCAGUUCCAGAGUGCUCCAGAGCUCAGUAUCCUUUCAUCUUUGCCCCCAGUCAAAUCCAAUGCAGUUCAGGCACCUAAACCACGUUUUGUUGCCACCAAGGGAGGCAUCCAGCCCCGUGUCUGGAGGCCAGGGGCAAUGUGAACAGCAGUGACUCAGUCACUACCACCCUUGGACAUCUUCAUGUAAUAUUAAUUUAGUGCAGACAUGACUAGUUGAUUAUUGACAAAAUACUAAUCAACAAUUUUGUUAAUUGGAUCGUUGUUCAGCAAAAAAGUCAAAUAUUCACUGGCUUCAACCUCUCAAAUGUGACAAUUUUCUGCUUUUCUAAGAUUAUUGUAAAUGGAAAAUCUUUGGGCUUUGGGUGGUUGGCCGAACAGAAAACAAGCAUUUUGAGUUUAUCACCUUAGGUUUGGGAAGUUGUGAUGGGCAAUUCUCUAAGAAAUUAACUGAUUAAGCCCUGCAUUGAAGUAAUUUAAGCUGCAAAUUCAGCUGUAAACAUAAGGCAAUGUCAUGAUUCAGUAUGACAUUAAAAUCUAGAAAUCGGUCAAGUUUUUAAAAAAGUGUUAGAACUUGGAUAAUGGUAAUAGAUACAUAAAUGUCUACUUGCUGUUCAAAAUGCUGCUUAUCACAUUUAUUUUGCUACCAACACAUUUAUUCACAUGUUAAGCCGAGUGACAAUAAUAAUAAUAAUAAUGAUAAUAAAUAAUAAUAAUUAUGAUAGGGAAUAUAUUAGCACAUAGUGUAUGCUGUAUAGUCCACCAUAUGCCUGUCCUGGGGGAGGUUUGUGUAAGGCUACUGGAGAUCUCUUUCUACUAAUUUAGCAGAAACACCAUCUAAACAGAGCCUGUACUGAAUUUUUCUUUGAAACUUGAAGUGAAGAUAUUGAAAAUGAAUAGUUGCGGUUCUGACCGUAGGAUUAAAUCAUGUUGACAGGUGGAGGUGGAUAAAGCCUUUUAUCUCUGAACAUGUAUUCUGUUAUUCAGAUACUUGUACUACUAAAUGAUGUGCACAAAAUGUUUUUUACCCACUCUGUAUCAUUAUCAAGAAGAAGCCUAUGAUGACCUAGUCUCCAGGGGUUAAGAUGAUGCAUGACCAGUUGAAAAUUGUAUUGUGGAACUACAUGUGAAGACAUGGUUCACUCUUGCGAAGUGUUAGUGAGGUUGUGCCAAAUAUCUCUGCUCACUAUAGCCAGAGAGAAAUCUUUUUAGCAUGGGUCACAUUCAAGAGUACCCGGGCUGUCACUGAAUGUACACUUGUCACUGGAUAUCACAGCUUCCAAUUGCCCCUUAGGCACACCAGAGCCUCCUUAGUAUCAGUGUGAUCUUUGCAGAUAUAUGUAAAUUCUUUAACUUUUAUUAAACAAAUAACACAGAUGAA